This is a messenger RNA of Drosophila elegans, 1541 nucleotides long. It is a transcript of the gene BBS4, whose product is annotated as Bardet-Biedl syndrome 4 protein homolog. Gene Ontology annotation, biological process: cilium assembly; protein localization to cilium. The transcript has 10 exons. Gene Ontology annotation, molecular function: protein binding. Lineage: Eukaryota; Metazoa; Arthropoda; Insecta; Diptera; Drosophilidae. Gene Ontology annotation, cellular component: ciliary basal body. The record is from RefSeq and is a predicted model, not a curated record. The coding region runs from base 44 to 1504 and encodes 486 amino acids.
UUGAGCUUUCAUAGCAUUCCGAGGGAAAAUAGAAAAAUAAUCCAUGUACGAACCGGGUACAGAGCAGAUCAACUGCAACGGCACAGUCAUCGAAUUGCCCAGUUUGGAGGUUGUGCGUCCAGCUCCCAAAAUGCCCAGCGAUGCCAACAUUGAUUGGCUGCUCCACAUUUAUUUUACUCGCCGCGAGUUCACGCGCUGCCGCCGCCUCAUCGAACGUGAGCUGAAUCGCCAUCUGAAUCCCGAGUACCUGUACUUUGUCCAGGGCCUAAUUGACCGCGAAGAGGGCAAUAACAUUGAGGCGUUGCGGCACCUGCAAAAAUCGGUGGAGCUCAAUCCAAGGAACAUCGAGACCUACAAGGAAAUCGGCCGAACACUCUACAUAAUGGGCCGUUUUAGUCAGGCGCUGGGAGUUUUUCGAGAGGCGGAGCAGCGCAGUAGUCGGCCGGACCACGAGAUAUAUCAUUAUUUGGGCGAACUGCUCUAUCGCGCGGCCACAACCCAGAGCAAAAAGGACCUGGCAAACCUGCAGCAGGACGAAGCCCGAGGAUAUUUCGAACUAGCGGUUCAAUCCGGGCGGAAACUGGAGAGCUACGUCCGUUUGGCGGAGCUAUAUCGCAGGGACAAACUGUACCAGAAGGCCAUUGACAUCCUGGAAACCUGCCUGCACCUGACACCUGAGAACUCGGAGGUGCUGAUUGAAAUCAGCGUUUUGUACCUCAAAAUCAACGAGACGCAAAAGGCACACGAUCGUCUGGCGGAAGUCGUCAGCAUCGAGAGGAAAUGCUCGCCCAAGGGACUUUUGGCCUUUGGCGCCAUUUUGCAGUCCCGCAACGAUGUCGAUGGCGCCCUCAGCAAAUACAGCCAAAUCGCAAACGCUGAGCCGGAAAUUGCCGAGCUGUGGAACAACAUUGGAUUGUGCUUCUUCAAGAAGCAAAAGUUCAUUGUGGCCAUUUCAUCGCUGCGCAAAUCCGUUUGGCUCUCGCCGCUUAAUUACAAUGCUCUGUACAACCUGAGUUUAAUUUAUAUUGCCUCUGAACAAUACGCCAGUGCCUUUCACUCGCUGGCCGCAGCCAUAAACCUGCGCAAGGAUAAUGCCGAGUGCUACAUGCUCCUGGGCCUGUGUUUGCGUAAGCUGGACGAUGUAGAGAACGCGUUUGUGGCCCUCGAAAGGGCCAGUGCCAUGGCAACUGGUCAACAGGGCGGCGUUCGCAAUCCGCUGGUGGUGCUGAACUUUGCCCUCUUUUGCUAUGAAACCGGACGCCUAGCCCUGGCCACCGAGCAGUACAACCGAUUCAUGAGCCAGGCCCAGGACCUGCUGCUGCCCACGGAAUACAAAUUCCAGGCCACCAAGCUGAAAUCCCUGCUGCGAAUCUCGAAUCAGGGUAAUGGUAUCCUGCUGGACUCGGCGGAUUUGAAGGAAUCCGAUAUGGGACAAAAUCGAACCAGGGAACUCCUGCCGGAUGAGCUGCCACUGGAAGUGAAUGCUGUAGUUAGCCAGAAUUAAAGAAGUAAUUGUAAUAGAAAGCAAUAAACAUUUCUUU